CGACGACUUCCUGAGGCUAAAAAGGUAGGUAUUUUUGGAAGUAUCUGACGUCGAUCUAGCCGUCAUGUAGGUAUGGAGGAGAACCCACAGGGUUCAAGUAUAAUAUAAAUAUGACGGGCAUCCCGCCCCCUACAUAGCUAUCUCAUCAACAACCAAAGCACACUAUAACAACUACUACACAAUCAAACCACUCACAACGUCAACCAUCAAACCAACGACCUCAAACAUCAACCAUCAUCAUGCAAUUUCUCGCAGCCUCCGCUUCGCUCUUCGCCGCCCUGGCCAUAGCUGCACCCACUCGCUCCACCGCCCGAGACUCAACCAGCUACGAGAACAUUGACAUCGCCGACUUGUACGUGCGCAAGAAUAACGGCAUCCAGGCCGUCGGUUUCAAGCUCUCCGGCAACGACGGCUCAGCCAUCGACUGCUCUGCCAGCACUCCAGGCUUCCCCUCGGACGUCAUCACAUGCGGCGAAACCAAAUACCGCUUUGCACUCUACCCUGGCCAGACCACCGAGUUUGGACUCCGCAUCUACCACGAGCUCGGCACGGCAUUUGGUUACUACGGCGAGGGUGAUGUGCCAACCUACUGCCACGCUGGCGGUAAUGGACCAAACGAUUACGUAUGCGACCAGACCAGCGCUACUACCAUUGUCAUUGAUGCGGAGUAAUUUGAUGCGGGGUUUUGAGUUUUGCAUAGCGCAUUGCGUUGCAUAGAAUGUGUAUCAUAUGGCAUAGUCGAUCCUUAGCGCGAACAUUCCUUUACAUCAUUGUAGAUUAUAAUGUAUGAACGAGCUGAAAUGUACAUCAGUGAAACAUCUUUCUUGUGCCCACGAGAGAUCAUCAUGUGAUUGAUUCGUUGAACAAAUCACUAAUGCACACAUAUUGGACAAUCAAAGGAAUUCAUUAAGGCCUGUUGGCGUCGCAAACUUGUCCAUUGCACAAUAUACAGAAUCGGCUUUGCAGUCGCACGGUGUUGUCAUUUAUACCAGAUCGCUCAUUGU
Pseudovirgaria hyperparasitica is the source of this 1004-nucleotide messenger RNA. RefSeq lists its product as uncharacterized. Bases 240 to 671 code for a protein of 143 amino acids. NCBI's taxonomy places the organism in Eukaryota, Fungi, Ascomycota, Dothideomycetes, Acrospermales, Acrospermaceae. The record is from RefSeq and is a predicted model, not a curated record. The transcript has a single exon.